This is a messenger RNA of Durio zibethinus, 974 nucleotides long. NCBI's taxonomy places the organism in Eukaryota, Viridiplantae, Streptophyta, Magnoliopsida, Malvales, Malvaceae. The record is from RefSeq and is a predicted model, not a curated record.
UUUGAUCCUCCAAGUGCUUGUUUCUUUCCUUUCCUGUCUACAUCAAACCGCCUUCCCACUUUUUUUUUUAAUAUAUUUUGGCUUCUUUCUCUCCCUUCUGUUCUGUUAGCUUAUAACUCCAAACUCCGCCUCUUUAGAUUCUUCAACUAAGUGGUUUCAGAAAGAAUUCAUUCAUAUCUUCCCAAACAAACUCUUCCAUUUCUAUUAUUUUUCAGCCUCCUGAUUUUCUCCAUGACUGGGAAAAGAAACCAAACCAGCCCCAUCGGCAGCCCGUCAUCUGGGAACAUCUCGGAUACUUCUUCCAAAGAACAAGACCGAUUCCUCCCCAUAGCUAAUGUAAGUCGUAUCAUGAAAAAAUCCCUCCCAGCAAAUGCAAAAAUAUCCAAAGAAGCCAAAGAAAUCGUUCAGGAAUGUGUGUCUGAGUUCAUCAGCUUCAUCACGGGUGAGGCUUCUGAUAAGUGUCAGAGGGAAAAGAGGAAGACCAUAAACGGCGAUGAUCUUUUGUGGGCUAUGACAACACUGGGUUUUGAGAAUUAUGUUGGACCUCUCAAGGUUUAUCUCAACAAGUACAGGGAAACUGAAGGAGAUAAGAAUUCCAUGGCUAGGCAAGAAGAUCAGUCUCCAGCUAAUGCUGCAAUCAACCAUGGUAGUGCGGCUAAUGCAGCGGCAUCAGCUACGGCUACAGAUAAUUUCCAGGGUUAUAGCAGUGGAUUCUUUUCGCUUGGGGCUCAAGUUAUUCAUCAUCCUCUGAAUUAUGGAGAUCAUGGAGGAAGAGGAAUCGGCUAUGGAGAGAAACUGGUGACAGCUGAUUCUUUCAACACAAGCAGGAUCCGAGAAAAUGAAGAUGCAAAUGGUAAUAGAACCAUGGCAUCUCAUCUCCACAGGGUUGACUGGUAGUAGUUAAAGACUUGAAAAUCAAAAUACUACUAUAGUUUUUUUUUUUUUCCCUUUAACAUAUAUGUUGAAUUUUAUUU